AUAUGGGGGAUUACAGUGAAGCUGAUGGUAUUGCGUUGAAAAGGCUGGCUGAAGAAAGGAAAGCCUGGCGUAGAGAUCAUCCAUUCGGGUUCGUUGCUAAGCCUACUAAGAACGCUGAUGGCACUCUAGACCUCAUGACUUGGGAUUGUAGUAUUCCUGGUAAAAAAGGAACUUUGUGGGAAGGUGGACUUUUCCAUCUUCGUAUGUACUUUAAGCCUGAAUACCCUACGACCCCGCCCAAGUGCAAAUUCGAGCCGCCUCUAUUUCAUCCCAAUAUUUUCCCUUCAGGAACAGUUUGUCUUUCACUUCUAGACGAAGAAAAACACUGGCGUCCUGCGGUUACCAUUAAGCAGAUACUUUUGGGGAUUCAAGAUCUGUUAGAUCACCCUAAUCCUAAGGACCCAGCACAGGCAGACGCAUAUACACUGUUUAUUCAAAACCGCAAGGAUUAUGACUAUAGAAUAAAGAAGCAGGCUGAGCUCUUUCGUAAUCCGAACCUCUCCUAA
This is a messenger RNA of Hydatigera taeniaeformis, 506 nucleotides long. The record is from the annotation of a GenBank genome assembly. Lineage: Eukaryota; Metazoa; Platyhelminthes; Cestoda; Cyclophyllidea; Taeniidae.